AUGCUGGUGCACUGCAGUGCCGGUGUGGGGCGGACAGGAACCUUCAUCGCCAUCGACUACCUGCUGAAGAUGGCGGAGGAGGAGGGAAAGUUGGACGUGUUCCGCUGCGUGGACCACAUGAGAGGACAGAGAGCUGGCAUGGUGCAGACACAGGAGCAGUACCGUUUCAUCUACCAGGUGUUGUUGGACGUGCAGGAGUUUGGGGACACGGCCAUAGCAGUGGAACACUUCCCAGACUGUGUGAGCAGCCUCCUGAUGGGGGAACAAGGACUGCCCAGCCUCGGCUGCAAACGCGAGUUUGAG
Molecule: messenger RNA, 303 nt
Organism: Amblyraja radiata (thorny skate)
Lineage: Eukaryota; Metazoa; Chordata; Chondrichthyes; Rajiformes; Rajidae
Product: receptor-type tyrosine-protein phosphatase epsilon-like
Exons: 3
Biological process (GO): protein dephosphorylation
Molecular function (GO): protein tyrosine phosphatase activity
Source: RefSeq, a predicted model, not a curated record